Messenger RNA from Bipolaris maydis ATCC 48331, 840 nucleotides. RefSeq lists its product as uncharacterized. NCBI's taxonomy places the organism in Eukaryota, Fungi, Ascomycota, Dothideomycetes, Pleosporales, Pleosporaceae. The record is from RefSeq and is a predicted model, not a curated record.
AUGAGUGCCUCGCUAUGGACAGCGCUUCCAGCGGAACUGCGUGAGCAGGUCUAUGCGUAUGUGCUUACGGCGCCAUCAGGUCUUAUUUACCGCACAGGAACUGACGGGGUAGACCGCAUCUGCUCGCGUGCGAAACAGGUUGUAAAAGUAAACACGUUCGGUGGGCAUCUUCUUGAAUCGACCUACUACCUGUAUUACAAUCUCGUGGCAAUCUUUCGUAGGGCUACCAUAGCGUCUGAGGAGCUAGAAUUUAACCAAAUUCAGUACGUCAGCAGACAGUGCUAUCGAGAAUCACAUGGCCUCGAGUUCCGUUACAAUAACAUCCUGUUUGAAGAUAGCGGCAAUAUGAGCGCGGGUCAACGGUGUCGUAUUUUUGUGAACAAAGUGAUGAAGCAACGCUAUGCACAGUACUUGAACCUCUCGAUCCGUGGCUCUGGUAUCUCUUUUCAGCCGCCAGGGUCUGGCCGCAGCCCCAUUACACUGGCUCAAUUCUUUUUACAACAUCCAGAAGCGUCGCUGAAACUAUAUCAUCCCUUCUGGUCCCAACGAAAUCCUGGUUUUCUGCUUCUAGGGCUUGCUUAUGCUACUGCCAUACGCGGACACGAACUACUUGAGCGACUCGUCAGAGAACAGGGCCCUACUUUGGAUUUCAAUUUGGCUCUGAUUAGAUCGAUGCUUCCCAAAGAAGGGACGCCCCUCAACUUUCGGCUUGCUCCAUGGGAAGAGAGUCUGGACAUGUCAGCAAUACAUGAAUUGCUGGAACAAAGCUUGUUCCCUCAAAGCGAGAACAGCCCGAUAUGGCUUGAUAUAAUAGAGAGCUGGUUUUCCGAAGGCCUAUAA